GAGCGAGCGAGUGAGUGAGUGUGUGAGAGAGGGAGGGAGUGGGGGGGAAGGACCCCUUUUGCUCUGCAAGAUCUGAAGGGGGCUUUGGAGAUCUGGUCAGCUUUCAGGAACAUCUGAAUCCUCUUAGAGCUCCGCGGCCCAGCUGUGAGUGUGUGCGAGCGAGCCGGGAGAGGGGAGCGGGGCGGCUGGUGCUCCUCCAAGCGCAUUAAGGACACUCGGGCCUUUUAAUUUUAGGAAUGAAUGCUGAUACUUGUGUUUCUUAUUGUGAUCCGGCUGCCAUGGAGUCCUACUACAACGCAGCCUCCCAGAGCACAGAGGGCUCCUCGCCUUUUAGGGCAUUUCAAGCGAGUGACAAGUUCAGCCCCGCUUUCCUGGCCAGCAAAGGACAAGGCUUUGGUGACAGCAGCAGCAAGUGCCGGAGCCGCUAUAGCCAGCAGGAAUGUCAGUCCCUGGAUGGCAGUGGGCAGGCUCCGAGCUCGGCCGGGGCUCAAGGCUCCUUUAACAAAUACCCAGCUCAGCAGCAGCAGCAUCUCUACAUGCAGCGAGGUCCCUGCAAAACGCCCCCGGAUAGCAACCUCAAGCUGCAAGAGACCAGCGGCCACAACGGAGCCCUGCCAGUGCCCUGCUACGGUAAAGAGAGCAACUUGGGAGAAGCCGACUUACAGCCAAGCUCUGAUCCUUCGGGAAUGGACAGCAGCUACCUCAGUGUGAAGGAGGCUGGAGUAAAGGUUCCCCAGGACAGGGCCAGCACUGACCUCCCCAGCCCCAUGGACAAGACCGACUCAGAGAGCAACAAAGGCAAGAAGCGGCGGAACCGCACCACUUUCACCAGCUACCAGCUGGAGGAACUGGAGAAAGUUUUCCAGAAGACCCACUACCCAGAUGUCUAUGCCAGGGAGCAGCUAGCUAUGAGGACAGACCUCACUGAGGCCCGAGUACAGGUUUGGUUCCAGAACCGGCGAGCAAAAUGGAGGAAGCGAGAGCGGUUUGGUCAGAUGCAGCAAGUUCGCACCCACUUCUCAACAGCCUAUGAGUUGCCCCUCCUAACCCGAGCGGAGAACUAUGCCCAGAUCCAGAACCCAUCCUGGAUUGGGAACAAUGGUGCUGCCUCUCCUGUGCCUGCCUGCGUGGUCCCCUGCGACACGGUGCCCUCCUGCAUGUCCCCCCAUGCUCACCCCCAUGCGGCCGGUGGAGUCUCUGAGUUCCUGAGCGUCUCCAGCCCAGGCAGCCACGUGGGACAGACUCACAUGGGCAGUCUGUUUGGCACUGCCGGGAUCAGCCCGGGCCUCAAUGGCUACGAGCUGAACAGUGAGCCGGACCGCAAGACCUCCAGCAUCGCAGCCCUGAGGAUGAAGGCAAAGGAGCACAGUGCUGCCAUCUCCUGGGCAACAUGACAGAGCUGCGGCCAACGCCCUGCAGACACUGAUAGAGCAAAUGGGGACAACCAAAUAAAUCCAUCCGCUUGGACUCAA
Molecule: messenger RNA, 1472 nt
Organism: Gavialis gangeticus (Gharial)
Lineage: Eukaryota; Metazoa; Chordata; Crocodylia; Gavialidae
Gene: ALX4
Product: ALX homeobox 4
Exons: 4
Coding region: 237-1394 (385 amino acids)
Biological process (GO): regulation of transcription by RNA polymerase II
Molecular function (GO): DNA-binding transcription activator activity, RNA polymerase II-specific; RNA polymerase II transcription regulatory region sequence-specific DNA binding
Source: RefSeq, a predicted model, not a curated record